Exophiala viscosa is the source of this 996-nucleotide messenger RNA. Its product is annotated as isoflavone reductase. Lineage: Eukaryota; Fungi; Ascomycota; Eurotiomycetes; Chaetothyriales; Herpotrichiellaceae. The coding region runs from base 1 to 996 and encodes 331 amino acids. The transcript is spliced from 3 exons. The record is from RefSeq and is a predicted model, not a curated record.
AUGCUGCACAAUCCGACGCAGCAGCAGUCAAGGAAUAUCCUCAUCCUCGGUGCAACGGGGGUGAUAGGGACCUAUAUCACACGAGCAAUUGUCGAUGCGAAGGAACAGUUUGAGCGAGUAUGCAUAUACACGAGCAACAGGACGCUGAUGGAGAAGAUGGGGGAUAUUGCUGCGCUGGAGGAUUGGGGCGUGGAGAUAUUUACGGGUCGAUUGGAAAGUGAACGGUCUUUCAAGAGGGCAUGCGAAGGUAUCGAUACGAUCGUCUCUUGCGUCGGCCGUGGUGGCAUUGAGAAACAGAUCCAAUUGAUCACUUGGGCGGAACAAGUGGGUAUUCGUCGAUUCUUUCCCUCCGAAUAUGGAACCGAUAUCGAGUAUUGGCCCGAGUCCGCGCAAGAGCCGCCUCACCAGUUGAAGCUGAAAGUCCGGGCUCAUAUGAAGACGAUGAAGAGAUUGGAACAUACGUACCUGGUGACUGGUCCAUACAGCGAUCUAUACUUUGGCAUGAUGAAAGCGAGACCCGAAUUGGGCGAGUUCGAUGUCAAGGAGAGAAAGGCAGUUUUACUAGGAGACGGAGAAGGGCCCGUCAGUUUCACUGCCAUGGCUGAUGUUGGGAAAUUCGUCGUUGCAGCCCUCAUUAAUAAUGCCGCAUCGAGGAAUACGACGUUAAUUGUGCAUUCAUUUACGGCCACACCACACGAGAUCCUGGCCGAGUUCGAACGUCAAACUGGGUGCAAGUGGGAGAAAUCUUACACAUCAGCGGAGCGACUAAGAGAGAUGGAGAAGGAGGAGUAUCAAAUCUAUUCGGCUUUGGCAACAGUUGUCACGUUACGGCGCAUAUGGACCGAGGGAGGAACAUUGUACAAAUUUUACGACGAGGGCAUUCUGGGCCAGAUCGAGAGUGAGACACUCAAGAGUCAGGUUGCCGCUAAUAUCUUGAAACAAAAUGACGGAGAAGGUCAUUUCCCGAGUCUGAUGAGGAAAUUGAGCCUGCAAUGA